This is a messenger RNA of Nymphaea colorata (pocket water lily), 1603 nucleotides long. RefSeq names its product probable WRKY transcription factor 40. The transcript has 4 exons. Bases 127 to 1074 code for a protein of 315 amino acids. Gene Ontology annotation, molecular function: DNA-binding transcription factor activity; sequence-specific DNA binding. The record is from RefSeq and is a predicted model, not a curated record. Lineage: Eukaryota; Viridiplantae; Streptophyta; Magnoliopsida; Nymphaeales; Nymphaeaceae. Gene Ontology annotation, biological process: regulation of DNA-templated transcription.
GACCUCAUGCCCUUCUCCUCCAAACCUUGAUUCUCCUUCCAGCCAAGGCGUGUUGAGUUUGAGUUCUUCUUCUUCUUCUUCUUCUUCUUCUUCUACCUCUGCAGAGAGAAGAGAUACAGAUAAAAGAUGGAGACCGUCUGUGCAGAUCUGUCUCUGGGGUUAAAUCUGAAUCCCGCUCCGGCAGUUCCUCGAUCUUACGAGAUUAUGGCGGGUUUUGGAGGGAUUAAUCCUCCCCAAUUCAAUUUUAUGGAGUUGCAUCCACCACCCACGCCGUCCAAUCAAGUGGAAAAGGAAUUGGAGGAGGAGCUGAGGAGGAUGAGCGAGGAGAACGAGAGGCUGAGCCGGAUGCUUGGUGAUAUGUGCCAGAGCUACAAAGCCCUGCAGGGGCAGAUGGCCACUUUGAUCAACCACAGCAGCAGCAGCAGCGGCGGCGGUGGAAGGGACGAAAGGGCGGCAGCGUCGAGGAAGAGGAAGGAGGAAGAGCAGAGCUCCUCCAGCGAGGAGGGGUCCAUGAGCAAGCGGGCGAGGGAGGAAUUUUCGUCGGCUGCCACCAAUCUCGUCACCGUAGUCCACUACAAGACCGACCCGUCCGACGCUAGCCUGGUAGUAAAGGAUGGGUAUCAAUGGAGGAAAUACGGGCAGAAGGUGACGAAGGACAACCCUUCUCCCAGAGCUUACUUUAGAUGCGCCUUUGCCCCCGGCUGCCCUGUCAAGAAGAAGGUUCAGAGAAGCGCUGAAGACAGGUCCAUCCUGGUGGCGACAUACGAGGGCCAGCACAACCACGCUCAGCCGUCGACCAACGACGCACUGCCCACUUGCUCUGCCGGGUUACAGUCCUCCGGCGAUGAUUCCAUCCCUUGCUCUGUGUCCGUGAAUGCGUCGCGACCCACCGUGGCGCUUGAUUUGAUCCGUCCCAGACCCCAGCCGGAGGCUGCUGCUCCGUCGCUCGGUGGUGGCGGUGCUGAGUUGCAGAAGGCGGUGGCGGAGCAUGUGGCUUCAUCCUUGGCCAAGGACCCCAGCUUCGCCGCGGCCUUGGCUUCGGUUCUUUCUUUCCAAAUUGCCCGGCGUACCUAAGUUAGCCCUUGGGAUCUUGGUGGUAGCUAGACAAUUCCUCCUCCUCCUCCUGCCGCUGCAAAGUGGAAGAAACGAGAGGCUACAAACGGUUGCUAACCGCAGUUGCUGAUGAAGAGGUCGUUGUAAAUAUGUACUUUAAGAAGUUCUGUGGAAAUCGCAGGGGAUCGAUUCUUUUCAGAGAGAGAGAGAGGUGUGAAUCAUGUACACUCAAUGGUCGAUCUCGACCUGCAAGGAACUAUUGAUACAAACAGAUCAUGUGCAAUUACAAUUUAAGGAUUUCAUUCAUUUUCAAAUGAAGGGGAUCUGUAAAUAUGUUUUUAGUCAUAUAACUAAUCGUGAUCACAUCGGUGGGUUGAAGUUCAGAGAGAUGUAUCAUGUAUGACAAUGAAAGCAACGAACUGUAUGUAAAUGCAGAGAACUUGCUGAAGGUCUCUUAGCAGCGCAUUAGUUUGGAAUUCGCAGGUGAAAUGUAAUUGUUCAACUUUCCUGUAAUGAAAUCUCAAAAGGAAACUAUUUUAUGUUUGUUCUA